Molecule: messenger RNA, 7276 nt
Organism: Paramuricea clavata
Lineage: Eukaryota; Metazoa; Cnidaria; Anthozoa; Malacalcyonacea; Plexauridae
Source: the annotation of a GenBank genome assembly
AUGAUUUUAUGUGCCUGGCGAAUCACGUACAGCAUACGCAACCUACUCGUAGAAAAAAACUCUCUACAAGCAGCUGGACUCGGAAGAAAAACAUUAACAUUUGGGCGUACUGAUGAUGCAUUGGCAUUCGUGUCGAAAAUCGAGACUGUGUAUCCAAAAAUUAAAACUGGCGGUGGUUUUGAGCUUCUUCGUAGUGGUGCAUCUAACAAGGAGAUAAUUCUCAUAACCCCACCACCUUCUGGAUACACUGUACCUUUUUUAAGGGAGUCAUCUGGCAUUGGCCAGGCGUUGAUAUAUGUAAGGCCAAUCCAGAAAUCUCUUCAAACUGACCCAGCUCCACUGUUCCAGGUACAGUAUAUGCACUUUAAUUAUUACAUUUAUAUUCAGGGUGAUUGGCUGGGGGGGGGGGUUUUGGGGCUGGUCAGGGUGUGUGUGUGUUAUUUUUAAUGAUGAAGAACAAUUAUUACAGACAAAAGAAAUACUGUAAAUUUGAGAAAUAACACGAUGAUGAGCGAACAACAAUUAUAACAAUUCAAAUACAUUAUAGUCCAGCAAGACAACUGAUUAUAUAGUGUUUACAAAUGUUGACAUGUGGGUGGAACACAUGACUGACACAACUUGAUCAGCAACAGAUCUGAUUAGAACAUCCCCCCCCCCCUCCCACUUUAAUGUAAUGGUUGCCAUCUCAGUUUCUCAUUGUCUGUCCACGUCUGUUUUUUCUUGAUUCAUGUCCUUUCCCCCUCCCCAGUACCCUGGAUUCCAGAGCCUUCGACAGUAAAUAAUAAAUUGAAACGUCGCGAAGGCGGUUUAAUCAAAGAAUCUCCCCGUUGAACCAGAGCCUUCGCGACGUUUCAAUUUAUUAUUUACUGUCGAAGGCUCUGGAAUCCAGGGUACCUCCCCAGGCAUUUGACUCUGAGCCUUUUGGAAGUAGGGAAUUUAACAUUAUGAAUUGUUUCAGCUCUCUCAAUAUUGUUGAUUACUUUGAUGUCGAUGUUCAUGAUUACAUUAUAAAUUUGAAAUGUUCAGGAUAGAAUUAUUGUUGAGGCUUGUGAAAUUUGUUUACAUAUUACCAGAGAAAAGAUUGACAAAUACUUUAUUAUAUAAAAGCCCUGUUGAGAGAGUAAUAUGCAACAAAUAGUGGCCACAGACCAUAUUGAAAUUAGUGGUGUUUAUUUACUUCAUUGUACUGAAUCGAAAUUUUUGGGGGAGGGAUUGCAGAAAACAUCACAUUUUUAAAUUGGUAAUUGCAUACCUUUUGAUAUACAGUAAGCCUUGAUUGUUAACUGCUUUAAUGACAUAUGAAAUAUUACAUAACUUCCAUGAGUUUUUGGAUAUUUAUGUAUUUACUCCCAAAUGACAUGACUUUUGGCAGCCAUCAUGCAGUGUAGACCAAGAAUGCUCUUGCAAUACCAACUGCACAUUUUUCAAUACAUAAAGUAAACAUUGUGGAUGUGCAUCUAAAAGUUUGCAUGUAAAUUAGUUUGUAAACUAUGUUGGGUCAUUUCAGAAAACAUCCUGAAUACUUCCACAUAGGGAAUUGGUAAAAGUUAACCCGGAUACACUUAAUAUUAUCAGAAACAAUUUUUUCUUCCCACUCCGGAUGGCAGAAAUUUCCUAUAUGAAGGCCAUGAGUGUGGAUCUUUCCUGGAACUAUCAAUUUCUUCAUUGCCAGAUUUUUUUACCACUUUUUAUUUGUGUGAAUGCUUUAUAGGAUUUAGCAAGUUCAUCCACAGAGUGCCCUAGGGUACAGUGUAUUAGCUGUAGCACGCUGUUACCUGUAACCGAGGUGAGGUCCCAUCAGUUGAUAUGUGGAGGGCAAGAUGAUGGUGAAAAUGAGGUAAUCAAUUUAAAUUAUUCCAUAAUUAGUUAAAUUGUUUAUUAAUAUAGUUUCAAAUGGCUUUCAUUAAAGGCCAUGAUUACACGAUGCAAUUUUUUUUUACUUGCAAUUGUAAUGUCAUUGCAUUACAAGAAAAAAUCGUCAUGUAUAACAACCCUAGUUUGCAACUUGCAAUUGAAUAAAGGGAAAGUUAGACCUGCUUCUACUUUUUGGCACAAGUUGGAUUGUGUAAAACCCUAACUGCAACUUGCCCCACAAUAUUUAAUUGAAAAAUACACCAAUCACAAGUUCACAGACUAGAGAGUGCUUUGAGUUGAGCUCAUUUUGAGUUAAGAACAGAAAGAAAACAACUUGUUUCAUUAAGUAACAGAUCAUUUUUGACAAUCUUUUGUACUUCUGAGCUUACUAAUGAAUUGACUUGUGGCUUUAUUUCAAGUAAAAGGUUAAUUUAUUUGUAAUAAGCUCAGAGAUAUAAAAACUAGUCCAAAAUAAUCUGUUACUUAAUUAAAUUUGACUGUUUAUAUGAGUUGUUUGUGACUCAUUUAGGCUGCAGCUUAUUUAAUUCAAUUCUAAGGCGAGACAUAUUAUAAUUAUUUCCAGCUAGAUUGUGGAUGACUCAAAUGUUUGCUCUUUUACAUGCCUAAGAUGUUGGGGCUUAACUUGAGCGUCUAAUAUUUUCAAUUAAUUCGAGUUAAACCCUUCUUUUUUCACGGAGUGUAACAUGUAACUCAAACUCUCCAAGUUGUUUUUCUUUCUUCAAUUUAAGCACUUGAUAGAAAUGGGUGUGGUUUGGGCAUGGUUGGUGCUUAACUUGAAAAGGGCUUAACUCGAGGGGCUUAACUCAAAUAUUAGCUACCUUAUACCAGAAGGUCCAACUGAUAAUGGAACAUGUAUUGUCAACACAUUUUUGAGAAGAAUUCAUAUGGAUUUUUCAUGUGCCCUGAAAUAGUUUGCCCACAUUCAUUUAUAAAUAAUCUGUCUUAGGAUUCAGAAGAAAAUAGUCACUACACUGAUCAAAGAGAGGAAGCAAGUGAACAGCAAACAGAUAGACGGUGUGUGUUAUAUAAAUAAUAUUAUUUAUUUGAUAAUUUGGUUUAUUUGACAGUUGUUAUAUUCAUCGUAUUUUAAUAUCAAACAUUAACAAACGAAACAUAAAACCUAAAAUAUAAACUAAAGUUCGAGUAAAAUCGCUUUCGUAUAAAGUUCUUUGUAAAAACAUGUGUUAGGCCUGGGCCCUACUUAAGGUAGCUUGUAUACUAUUAUAAACUAAACUUCUUGACAACAGUAUGUAUUUUUCUCAAUUGUGUUAUACAGUCUUUGGCAAUAAUACGAUGAGGCAAUCUAGUUUUUGCAUAUAUUCAGAUGUAACUGUAUUAUACAAUAUAUUUAUUUUGAUUCAUAUUUUCCACACACACCCUGCUUUUAAUGUUUGCAUCUUGCACAUGGGCAAUUAGCUGCAAUUGACAAUUGGUUUGCAUCUUGCAGAGGGGAUUGGGGCGGGUAUAUAGCCCCCACUUUUUGGGAGCAAAAAAUAAAAGUCUGACAUUAACAAUACAGUAGUUUUUAUUGUCUUAGAGAUUAUGUUAAGGUUUCUCUCGAAAUAUAGGAAGUAGUGUAAAUAAACCAUAGAAAAUUUUAAAUAAAAAUUUUUUAUCCACAGGCUUCUAUUUAUGACUGAUUAGCUGUAGCCCACCCACUCUCUAAUACGAGCCUGUUCCAUAGUUUUUGGCCAAAAUUGUAGCUUGACAAUUUCACAAUCAUUUUGUUGUCUCAUUUUGUUUUUGUUAUGUCUAUUUAACUCAAAAAAGCUGGAUAUAAAAACAAACUUGGCACCCCCUCUGCACCUCUCCUCUUUUACAAAGGCUAGGAGUAGUGUGCACCGUAUUUAUGUUUUACAUAAUAUAACGGGAAGCAUGAUAAUUGUGGGGGUUUAGAAUAAUCUAUAAUCCUGGGUGAAUUUUGAAAAUAAUCAAUAUCCAUAUCCUUUUCUUCCAAAUAAAGAUACAGUCAAGGCUGUAGCUAGCAUGUAUAGUUGGGAGGUGUAGGCCAAAAAGUUCUAUUUGAUGGCAUAUGAAGCCACAAAGGUGUUUAUCCGGAAAAUGAAGACGCAAUUUACAAACAAAAAUACGCAGUAUUUUACGCACAUGCAGAUAUAUUACAGAAGCAUGCAGUGCCAUAGGAAGCGCUUUUUUAUUUGGGUUUGAGAACGAGGGGCAAAGGCACGAUAAAAUUUUUAAAAUUAGAGUCUCCGAAAUGCCAUUUCCUGGACUUUGGGGGAAGUUUUGACAGAAUUUUGAUGGUCAGAAAGCAGCUUUUUAGUUUGUCGAAAUUUACAAUUUGCUUACAAUUUAUUAGUACUAAAUGGUCGAAUGUGUAUUUAAUUAACUAUAUAUUGGAUAAGUUGCAGAAAAGUAUGGGUAAUAUGAUUCUUUGCAGUUUGUCAUGGAUAAUGUAGCCACUUAAAAUUAAUCAAUUGUCAGUAUUUUAAAGGUAUAUUAUUUAAAUGAUAAAGGUCUGCAUGAUUUUGAAAAAAAGAAUGAUUAGUAGGAAAUUAUUGGGAGGGUUGCAGCCCCGGUUGCUAAGUUGCGAUUUAGAAGUAAUAAAUCAAAAAAACAUUUACCAAAUUACGAUUUGUUAAAUGUUAUUGAUGUAAAUGCCACGGUUUCGUAAAUCAGUUUAUACUAAUACUACAAUUAUAUUAAAUUUUCUUUGUUUAAUUAAUUUAACAACUAAAAUUUUGCUAUGCUAUUAUUGCCGUAAUUUCCCGAAUGUCUAACCCGAUUUUCCAAAUAUGUUAAUUCUAAAAAAUUUGGGGGGGGGUGUUCACUCCUCCCCCCAAUACCCCUUGUCACGGUCCUGGAUACAAUAUCCCUCCCCCCUAAUAAAAUGGAUAAGAAUAUCCAACUAACAUCCAACUUUAAUAAUCACAUAAUCUUUAUUCAUUAUCUGCAACUCCCAACUAAUGAUAAACCCGAACGCAGGACAUACAGCAUAGUUGUUGUACAGUAUAGACCGAUUGCAAAACUUAUUGGCCGCGCCUUCAUACUGCACGAGAACGAGGUUUAUUAUGCAAAAACAAAACAAUUGCUAUAUUUUUAUAUAGCGAAAAGUGAAUUAUAGGGUUUUUAAAGUGUUUUUUCUUGAAUCUCUUUGAUCUUUUCUUAAUAUUUCGUGCUAGGUUAUAUAAAUAUUUGUUAAAUUUAUCUAAACAUCGAUUUCCCACUAUAUUUUUACCCGCUUCGGAGAGAUAUUUCGUUGUUGUUUUAGCAUGCGAUGGCACAAACAUAUGGAAAAGAUCAUUGUAGACUUUAAAAUCUGAUCAAGAUGCAAAUAAAAUAGCCAGUAUAAGUUAACAAACUAAAUAUAACUCUUUCUACCCAGAUUUUUUUAGACGUCGUGCGAGAAAAAAACGAUUUUGUCAAAGGAUAAUAACACAAAAUUUCUACAAAUUUUGCCCGACAUUUACUUUCAUAUUUUUAAAGUUAAAAUCGAAAACUUGCUAUUAUAUUACAACUGAAACAAAAUUAAUCAAUGUUACAACUUAUUCUUUGAAAUGUAUUAAUAAAACAGACGGAAAAUACCUGAUUCUUUCUCUGGUAUAAUCUGCUUCUUUUAUCGGACGGCGAAAAACAGCAAAACUUUGCCUCGCACGCCGCGAAAAACAAUGAAAGUUGAAGUAAGACUAAAUCUAUGAACAAGUUUAAUAAAGAUUUACAUAGUCAAAACAAAAAUAUUGAGAAAAAAAUGAAGAGAUUACCAUAAAAACGCGUCUCAAACACUGAAAUUCAUUUUUCGUCAUAUAAAAAUAUAGCAGAAUGAUUUGUUUUUGCAUAAUAAGCCUCGUUCUCGUGCAGUAUGAAGGCGCGGUCACUAAUUUUCGCAAUUGGUCUAUAUUAAUAAACAGGCAUGUUUAGUGAAAACAUUCUUCAAAAAGAAGUGAUUUGUGGUUGAAGUGAAGUGUGGAUGAAGUACAACACCUAUUGAUUUCUUUUGAAUUCUUAUCAUGAAUUAUUGAGUUUCACAAAGUAUGAAACGUCUACAUGUUUUUCUUGCAAUAGAACUAAAGAUGGAACUUCAACUCACACAAACACCGCCAUUGCACAGAGUGAUGCUGAUAUGUCAACAUCCUCUUCAUCGGAUAUUUCAGUCUUACAAGAAAUUUGUCCAAAUGCAGAUCCUCAUCAAAUAUUGAUUUCUUUACGGCAAAAUAACAGGAAUUUAGACCUAACUGCACAAGAGAUCUUGGGCAUUCCUUCUGAUCCAAUUGACGGUACAGUAGAAUAACAAUGUUAUAAAGACUUAUACUUUAAUUCAUAUAAAAAUGGGAGUGCACAGUCAAAAACUGGGCGUAACUGUGUCUUAAACACUUAAUAGUAAGAAAAAUGUACCAAGAAGUAUCGUACAUGGGCUAUUAAAGCCUGGGUUAGUUUAUCGGCCUCUGUUAGUUCAAUUUCUAUGAUUUGAGAUUGCUUGAAAUACUAAGUAUAUCUCUGUAAUGUGUAAAAGUGAUUAUAGUGGUAAUUAUGCUGAUGACGUCAUAUAACUGACGUCAUCGGUCGGCCAUCUUGGAUUCCGCCAUCUUGGAUUUUUGACGUCCGAAAAAAGUACUUUUCCCUACUGAAAUUUUGGGCUUCCAUUCCAUAUUCUUAACAUCAUAAUCAUCAUUGUGCCAAGUGCGGGCUUGUUGUCACGAUUUGAAGGAUUUGCCUAAAAUUGGCAUCUUAACAGGGCUACUAAUGAUAGAUACACUAAACAUAAAAAUCAUUUCUUGAAUUUAUAAAUCAGUAAAAUUACAUUUUUAAAGUUUUGUUUCUUUUAUUAGGUGAUUUCGGAAAUGAAAACGAUGAUGAAUGCCUAAUUAACUUCUCAAUGUUCCAGUCGACCCCUGAGAAAAUGGGAAACGUUAGCAAGAAAUUAGAUCCAAUGGCGGCUUUAGAGACAUUUCGGAAAGAGAAUACGGACGUCAAUAGUGCAAGGGAGCAAUUUUACAUUAGCCGUCUAGAGGGAAUCGAAGACAUGAAACGAGAUAUCUUGGGUUUAUAUAAAGAUCCACGGAAAAACCUUAAAGCAUGCCCGAAAGUUCGCUUUGAAGGAGAGGAAGGAGUUGGUGCUGGACCAGUACGAGAGUUCUUUGUGUGUGCACUUGGAAUAGCACGCGAAGGAAUGAGUGGCACUGGCAGGCCAGUAGUUUAUUUUGAAGGGGAAGCAGACCAUUUGCUUCCCGUGCAUAACCAAAUGCUGCAGCAAAUGGGUGCGUUCGUUUGUAUUGGAAAGAUGAUUGGUCAUUCGAUUUUACACGGUGGGCCAGGAUUAUUCGGUGUAUCAUCGGCUGCUAAGCACUUUUGGGCUUACAACGUUGACGAAAACCCUCCUCUUCUCGUCCUUGAUGAUAUCGCUGAUAUAAAUCUUCGAGAGCUAAUCCACGAGGUUUGUUCGUAG